CUGUCGAACUGCGACUGUGCAGUCGCGUCGCCCGCUGAUGACGUCGCAGACAGAGGAGGUGCGGGUUUGCCACGUCGGUCUCUGUGCAAAGCGUUUACACUGUUGCUCCUGAAGCCCGCGGCUAACUUUUAAAGCCGUGUUUUCUUCUGUGUUCAACCCCGGAGAGAGAGAAAAGCGACACCGUCCAGCACCGCCGCAGCCCGUCGUCGACCCGGCCGUGCAGCCGGGGUUUGUUGCAGCUGGACGGCUACAGGAGAAAAUGCUCGGUGCUGUCUGGACCCGUCGGGCUGGACGCCACACAACUGACUGACUGAUGCAUCCUCGUCCACUGCACCCCGCCGUGUGUUGUUGGCCUGGCUGUACAUGGUGGCACGUUAAGGAGAAGGCGAGGACUCCCGACGGCUGUUGGUUGGUGGGCGGCGUCCGUGGUUGCCACGGUAACUGGCGACCAUGCCAGGGGGUCGCAGGGGUCCCAGCAGACAGCAGCUAAGUCGCUCUGCUCUGCCGUCCCUGCAGACUCUGGUUGGAGGCAACCUCGGCAAUGGCACAGGCCUCAGGAACAGGAGCAGUAACGUGGUCGGUCUGUCCGCCCCUCUUUCGGCCCUCAUUACUCCGGAGCCGGUCCGUCACUCGAGGAUCCCCGAGCUGCCGUUGGACAGCGGCCUGCUGUUUGAGUUCCUGCUCUUCCUUUAUUUGCUGGUGGCCUUGUUUGUCCAGUACAUGAACAUCUACAGGACGGUGUGGUGGUACCCAUACAGUCACCCCGCUGCCUCUACCUCGCUUAACUUUCAUCUAAUGGACUACCACCUGGCUAUCUUCAUCACAGUCAUGUUGGCCAGGAGGCUCGUUUGGACUAUUGUAUCAGAGGUGUCUCAGAGCAGCGGCGGAUCACUGCUCCGCUAUGUGGUUCUGAUCGCAGCUCGGCUCAGCCUGCUGACCAUGUGCGGCUGGGUGCUCUGCUGGACGCUGGUCAACCUCUGCAAGAACCACUCGGUGCUCAACCUCCUCUUCCUGGGAUACCCAUUUGGUGUGUACGUCCCACUUUGCUGUUUCCACCAGGAGGGGGGGAAAAGCCAAACGGUGCCGGCUGACUGCGAUUAUCCCGCCGACCACCAGCAGACCGACCUCACAGAGAGCCCGUACUUUCGACCACGUGACUUCCUCUUCUUGUUGCGAGAGAACCUUAGAGAGCAGUUUUCCAGUCCGCCGCACAUGCCUAGGCACACCUGCCCGCCACACACACACACUCACACACCGGAGUUGAUUCGAGCGGAGGUGGAGGAGCUGAAGAGCGACUUCAACCGGCGAAUAAAGGAAGUGCUGUUCAACUCGCUGUUCAGCGCGUACUACGUAGCCUUCCUGCCUCUCUGCUUCGUUAAGAGCACCCAGUACUAUGACAUGCGCUGGUCAUGUGAGCAUCUGAUCAUGGUGUGGAUCAAUGCGUUUGUCAUGCUGAUGAGUCAGCUGCUGCCCCCGAGCUACUGCGACCUGCUUCACCGCUCCGCAGCUCACCUGGGCCGCUGGCAGAAACUGGAGCACGGCUCGUACAGCAACGCACCUCAGCAUGUGUGGUCAGAAAGUACCAUUUGGCCUCAGGGGGUGUUGGUACGACACAGUCGAUCUCUGUAUAAGGCGGUCGGACCUUAUAAUGUCGCUCUGCCCUCUGAUGUUUCCCAUGCAAGGUUUUAUUUCCUGUUCCACAAACCAUUGCGGAUCCUAAACCUGCUGAUCUGGAUCGAGUCCAGCGUGGUUUUGUACCAGUUAUACUCUCUGCUGCGCUCCGAGCGCUGGAACCACACUUUGUCUCUGGGCCUUAUUCUCUUCUGCAACUACUAUGUGCUUUUUAAACUGCUCCGAGACCGUAUUGUGCUGGGCAAAGCCUACUCCUACCCUCUGUCCUCCAGCAGUCUGGGGCUCAAGUCGCAGUAACGGCUCUGCACAGCGAGACCUCACCUAUGAACUCUGGAUGGAGGUCUGCUAAAGGGUGGACUAGCACUCCCGCUUGGAGGCCACGGGACAGACUGUAAACUCACAAUCGUGUUUUGAUACGGUUCUAUUUUUAAUGCAAUGUUUAUAUAUACCUAUUUAAAGAAUAUUUUUAUUUUGUAUACUAUUUCGAGUAACGCCGGGCAUUACCACACUGACGACAUUAGCAUGUUGUGUUAUGUUGUUGCUAGGCGACAGGGAAGUCAGGGAAUGCCAGGAGGUGACUCUCACCAAAGAUAUUUUAAGUGCAGGUGGCCAAUCACAGAGAGGACUUGGCCUGUCAGUCAAAACAGACGAGAACAGCGGAAAAGGUUGUGCCUGAGAUCCUGAAUCCUAAAUGGGCUGUUCUGCUUCAACCCCGAGGCUUUAAUCUAGAACCAGUAAAAACUGAUGCAGCUCUUUGGGGUAGCAGGACGCCAUCACCGUCACUGCUCUCAGCAGCUUCAGCAUGUCUUCAUUGGUGACUUUAAAGUUAAACAUUUUGGCAAAUACGCUUAUUUGCUCUCAGGUGGAGAGUGUGUCCAUCAAAUAUGAGGCCACAGCAGUCAAGGGUUAGCUUAAUGUCAGCACAGAGAUUAGAAACGAGGAAACGUCUAUCUUUGCUCUGUCAAAUGAUAAAAAAAAUCUGCCUUCCGGCAUCUCUAAAACUCAAAGAUUAGCACGUUAUGUCUUGUUUGUUUAAUUAGAAUAAAGAUUGAAGUGUGAAAACAACGUUUGUUGGUUUUAAAGGUGUGCCAGGCUAUUUCUUGACGCUGAGCAGUUGCCAGGCAACCACAGAGACUCCAGGUAAAUUACAUGGCCGGCCAAGAAAAUGUCUGGCUUAUAACCCCCCCCUUUCAAAACAGCAAAUUGUUGUUUUCACAAAUGUUGAUUUUUGUUUGAAUGAAAACACAAGCAGUAUAACUUGUUUGUUACUGUUAGAUAGAGCCGGGCUAGCUGUUUUCCCCCGUUUCCAGUCUCUAUGCUAAGCUAAGCUAACCAGCUGCCUGCAGUAGCUUCAUAUAUAAUGUGCAUAUAAGAGAGUGGUAUAGCUUUUCCCUUCAAAUUGUCAAACUUUUGGUUGCAACAUAGUCUCAGUGUGGAUUUUUUUUUUUUUACCGCCAAGUGGAGUAAACAUUUCCUACAAACUGACUUGAGAUCUGUUUGGAGGAAAAACACUUGAGCUACUCUUCUCCACUGCCUCUGCAGAGGAUGUUGCAUUCUUCCUCAUUCACUUUUGUUACCAUCACUAUCAGCAUCUGCUUAUUUCACAUCAUUGGCUAUCUGAAUGGCAGUUACAACAGCAGUCUUUACAAACUUACACCGGGGUCUCAACAAGGGAGAGGGGGCUGAGGUACUAUGGGCAUCUUUAAACUCAAAGCACAAUCAAAAAUGUAAAGAAAAACCAACAGCUUGACCCUGGCUGUUUUUAUCUUGUCAUACAGCCCUACGUGAAGUUUGAAGGGCUGCUGCUGUAACCUGGUGAUGAUUAAAGUCAACACACUGAUGCCUGACAACACUCUGACUUGCUAUGACAUAGCGUAUGCCUCAUUUGUGUUCUUCAAGGUGAUCCUGUCAAUUUUUUACAAUAUUUUUGGUGCCUGAAGGCCCAAACCAUAAUGGUAUUGAGGACCAUACCACAUCAGGUCCAUCUCUUAGUGGAUUGGAUGUAGAUUACAGAACAUUUGUGGCUAAUAAUAAAGAUUUCCUUUGGUACAUCCAGGGACCUAACCCUUCUCCUACUGCAAAUACGUCAUAUUGUCAUGCCGCUCUCAAUUGGAUUAGACAGCAGAGGAUGUUUAUUAGUCACAUUUCCAUCGGUGAUGUAUACAUAAUCAAAGGCUGGAGGGUGAAGACUAUGUGUCUCUUCAUUACCAAUUCAUGUAUUCUCAGUUACCAGAAUGGUGUUACAAAUAGGUUGCCUUGCAUGUUGUUGCCUUGUUAAGUUACACCUGGCUAAAAUCCUUUUACUCUCAAGUGGGUUCCUCCUUACGAGCCUCCUCUCCUCUUACCGGCUCUAGCCUGAAGUCGGUGUAUUACUUGGAGCAGUAUUUAAGAUUGGGGUCGGUUGACUGUUCAGUAUUAAGAUGGUGAUUAACGGGAGAAAAAAAAGAUCGAUAUUUCCUGUGCAGUCAUGAAUUAGCCGCUUCAGUCAAGUUUCAGGUUGAGUGAUGAGGUGGAGGAAAACACCUUUUGAGAUGAGCCAGCGUGUGCACAUCUGGAUCACCGGUGCUGCUCAGUUCUUUAGAAGAAGUGUGAGCAAUCCCUUGAUUACACAUAAAUGCCAUACACAUGUCCAUUAUUCUGCUUCAACGGCCCUUAAAUCAGCUCUCUUUUGCUUCUGUUUUGUUUCUGGUCAUUUUCCACUUGAAUGUAGGACAUUUUUUCGACUGAAUGUUGCUGUUGACCUGAAAUGACAUGUUUUUGAGGUUAGUAGCCUCUGAUUGAGUACCAUCACAUAUUUUUUCUUAGGGGUGAACAGUUAUGUCACCUUUAACCUCGCCCUUAUCUCAAUGACACAUAAAUCCUGCUUCUAUGUCAGUUCUUACUUGAAUGUCUUUGCUCAAGUGGGGCAUUCAAUUUUCCUUCUUUUGUUGUGAUGAAACACAUAUGAUCACAGCUGAUAAAGUGGAAUGAGAUUUGAAAAGAUUUAAGGUUCACCUCUUGACAACAUUGCCCUAAUUAGUAAGACUGAUUCCGAUGAUGUCGAUCAAUGUCUGUUGGGUCGAUUUGGGGUUGCAGAGUUUGUUUUCCAUGUGCCAUAUCCCAGGAUGCAGACUCUUGGUUUAACUUGUCGUUGAAUGUGUCACUGCUGGAGAAGUCUUUGGAGCUGGUCCUCAUAUUUCAGCUUUUUACACUGCGCAGUUUCCCCACAGCAUUUAUAAAAAUGCCUUUG
This is a messenger RNA of Anoplopoma fimbria (sablefish), 4861 nucleotides long. It is a transcript of the gene tmem39a, whose product is annotated as transmembrane protein 39A. Lineage: Eukaryota; Metazoa; Chordata; Actinopteri; Perciformes; Anoplopomatidae. Gene Ontology annotation, biological process: negative regulation of autophagosome maturation; negative regulation of autophagosome assembly. Gene Ontology annotation, cellular component: endoplasmic reticulum membrane. The record is from RefSeq and is a predicted model, not a curated record.